ACACUCCCUCAAACACUCAUUUCAUUGUCCCAAAGCCUGGAGAGAGAAGGUUUUAACCGGACAGUGUGAAACCUCAUUUAAAAAUAAGGGAUUUUACUCUUUUUGUUGGCUGAUUUCCAUCAGCAUGACCUGGUAGUCUGCAGCCUGGUGGUGGAUCUGCACCAGCUUUGACUGAGCGACACCUGCUCACACACACACACACACUCUCCUUUCCUCUCUCUUUCUCUUUUGUCUCUGACAUCUCUGCAGCUCACAGCCAGCAGCGCUGAAGAAGAGGAGGAGGAGGAGGAGGAAGGAGGAGGAGGAGCGGGGUGUACCUGACACCUACAGCCGAGCAGAGCAGCUCUUCUCCCGCAGAAACACCCAGGACUUUAACACACCACGGUGUGCCUUCUUCUGCGUUAGUUAACCGCAGCUUUAUGUGCACUUUGAAAUGCACUGAAAAAAACUCUUAAAAACAAAACCCACUAGAAGAUACACAGGAGGUCUUCUGAGAGAAGUCCUGCAGACCAGAAAUCUUCAGGAUUUUGUGAGGGGGAAAAAAAAAGGGGACUAUACAUUUGAGAAGAUGCGUCUCCGAUUGCUCCUCGGUGUGUUUCUGUGUGUGUCUGCAGCACCGGGCCCGGUGGCCGGUGCGGACCGCAGCUGCACCGACCUGAGGCAGUUCUACACCGGGAAAGGCUUCACUCUAGUGGAGGUACCUCAGACUGAGAUCUCUGGUGAACAUCUGAGGAUGUGUCCUCAGGGUCCAACUUGUUGUACCAGCACCAUGGAGGAGAACCUGGGCGGUCUGAGCGCCCGAGAGACCGAGGGACUGAUCAGAGAGGCCGGCAGGUCGCUGCAGUCUGCCUUCAACGCUCUCCACAGGAGCUUCGACACCUAUUUCACUGAGCUGCACGGUCGCUCUGAGCGCUCCCUCCAGGAGGUGCUGUCUCCGCUCGGUCCCCUGUACUCCCAGAACACUCGUCUCUACGCCGAUCUCUACAACGACCUAAAACAGUACUACCGGGGCUCCGCUCUCAACAUGGACGAGACCCUGUCUGAGUUCUGGUCCCGCCUCCUGGAGCGCACCUUUAAAAUCUCCGCUCCCACAGAUGUCAGCCUGUCAGAGGACUACCUUGAAUGUGUUGCUAAGCAACAGGAGACGCUGCGGCCAUUUGGAGACGUCCCCCGGGACAUGAGGGCGAAACUGAUCCGGGCUUUUGUCACAGCCAGGUCGUUUGUCCAGGGGCUGAUAGUCAGCGGAGAGGUGGUCAGGAAGGUCUCACAGGUUCAUCUGAGUCCAGAGUGUAUGAAGGCCCUGAUGAAGAUGGUUUACUGCCCCCACUGUCGCGGCAUAGCCUCUGUCAAACCCUGCUCCAACUACUGUUCCAACGUCAUGAAGGGCUGCCUGGCCAACCAAGCUGACCUGGACCCCGAGUGGCAGAAUCUUAUAGACACCAUGAUCCAGGUGGCGUCUAGUUUCAGCACAGAGCCCAGCCUCGACGUGGUUCUCUCCUCCAUCCCUGCUCGGAUCUACGAGGCCGUUCACUACGUGCAGGAAAACAUGGACGCGUUCACAGCAAAAGUGUACCAGACAUGCGGGACUCCAGGUGAACCAGGAACAGGAAGUCCCACUGUUCAUGAGCAGAGGAAGAAGAGCGGCUCCCUGACAUCCUCUGAGUACAAACCCUCUCCAACCGCUGGGCUCAGACUGGAGAUGCAGGUGUCAGAUCUGUCCAGUAAGCUGAGGGAGAUGCGGCAGUACUGGACCCAGCUCCCUCUCGCAAUCUGCAGCAAACUGGCAGCAGGAGGCGCCGGUCAGGAUAAAUGCUGGAAUGGCAUUACCAAAGCCAGGUACCUUCCAGAGGUGAUGGGAGACGGCUUGGCCAAUCAGAUCAACAACCCAGAAGUGGAGCUUGACAUCACAAAGCCAGACAUGAUCAUCCGGCAGCAGAUCAUGCAACUCAAAAUCAUGAGCAACAGGCUGAAAAACGCACUGGACGGCAACGACGUGGACUUCCAGGAUGCAAGUGAUGACAUCAGCGGCUCAGGUAGCGGGAUGUGCGUAGGUGGUCAGUGUCCUCGGAACAGGCCGGGAUUGUACGCCUACCCGCCAGACAACAACCGAGUCAGAGGAGCAGCCGCGUCUCAAACCCGCCUCUGUGGCCUCCUACUCCUGCUCCCGUCGGCCAUCCUGCUGCUUCAGCGAUGAUGGACCGCCGCUGCCUCCAGUCAGACUCUGACGUCUAGAGGAGGGCUGAACCGCGGGACGGACAAAAAGGGGGAAAGAUUGGAACGUAACUUUUGCCAAAAAAGGAAAAAAGACAUUUUGGGGAAUGAAUGGACAUUUUCUUUGACCAAGAGGAGCAAAACUUGACAGUGACAAUACUCUUUAUUUAGUUUUGCUCGGUUUCAAUGUCUUAGUUUGGAUGUGAUUCAGUUUGUUGAGCUGGUUUCAAUGGAUUGUUGGAAGAAGACGGAGAUGAGGAAGGCGAAGAAGAAGACGAAAAGAAUGAUGGCUGGUUGAUGAUGAAGAUAAUGAUGGGGAUAUUGAUGAUUUAUUGACACUCUAUCAGGUCCAUGUAGCGCCAGUUUCCAGUCAGCAGGCGGCAGAAAAAAUGUUUAGUGCCCUGAUAUGUGGUGCGUUCAACAAGGCUUUUUUUUAUUUCAUUUUGUUUUUUAACUCAAGUCGAGGUUGUCUACCUUAACAAACAUUGUGUAAGUUGUAAAUGUUUGUGUACAUUAGCUAAAAGACUGGCACCAUACUGAGCCAUGAAUGUACAGUAUAAUAUUGGCAAUGAAUCCCCCCCCAUAAUCUGUGAUGUAGUCGUCCAGAUGUUUCGGUGUGUGUUGGCAGAUACAUUCAGUAGGAUUUGUUUGAAAUAUUGCAGAUAAAUUAUCACACUCCUGAAAUGUACGAGAUGUUGUGAUUGCAAGAUUUGACCUCACUUUUACUGUAUACCCAACCAUUUCAAAGGAAAAGGGAAAUGACCACCUUUUUAACAAAUCACCUUCGUAAAGAAACAAGCAGCGUCAUCGAAUCAUUUGUAAAAAAGCACAGACGUGCAGUUUCCUUAAGUCCUGUCAGUUUUUUCCUGCAACGAAGACAGAAAACUUGCACAUUAUUCUGACGCUUCUGGUUGCCACAAAAAUCUCCACAGAGACGCAGUAGAGAGGACUCCUUGUUGAACGCACACCUGCGUCCAGUAACUUUAAAUGAAGUCUUAGAAGCAACACAGUGGUUGAUAUACGGUAGGUCAAACCAAAGCACUUAAUACACUGAACACUUUUUUUACAUUUUCUGAAAGCAGACAUUGCCCCGAGUACGUUUGUGACAACCCUUUCACCAGGUUUUCUAACUGCAUACUUUAAAGAAAAGAAAAAAAAAGCAUCACUAAGAAAACAACGGUUUUGUACAUACAAUACAGGAUAUGUGAUAUACAUUUGCCUGGUGAUGCAUCAUUUACUCGGCAUGCCUUUCUUGCAGUCUACACUACUAUACUGGUACAUAUGGGACUCCUGAUUCACACAAGUCUCUUGCACAUACACACAUUUACACACUGGGAUUGUGUAUAAAGCUGAUUUUUGUUCAUCUGUGUAUUUAAUCACACAUUUCAUUCAUUAAACUCUGUUUGAUUGUA
Sebastes umbrosus (honeycomb rockfish) is the source of this 3623-nucleotide messenger RNA. RefSeq names its product glypican-1-like. Gene Ontology annotation, biological process: cell migration; negative regulation of fibroblast growth factor receptor signaling pathway; regulation of protein localization to membrane. The record is from RefSeq and is a predicted model, not a curated record. Bases 569 to 2194 code for a protein of 541 amino acids. NCBI's taxonomy places the organism in Eukaryota, Metazoa, Chordata, Actinopteri, Perciformes, Sebastidae. Gene Ontology annotation, cellular component: synapse; plasma membrane; cell surface. Gene Ontology annotation, molecular function: fibroblast growth factor binding. The transcript has 10 exons.